UCUGAGUUUGGGACUUUUCGCAGUUUCUCUUGUCGGCGUGGUCGUGAUUAUGUAAAAAAAAAAAAGAAAGUAACAUAUAACAAAUGAAUCGGAUUGUUUUUAAUCUAAAUAUAUUAUUUAGAUAUUUUCUACUUGUCGGUCCAUAUGAACGGUCCAUAGAGAGCAGACUGUGUGUCAUGUCCAGAUGUUAAUCCACAUCAGUAAUCCGGCUUUCAGUGCGCCAUGAAACACGUUAUUGUGGUUCUGACAUCUUUAUUUUUAACAGAGUGCUCAAAAAGACCUGGCACAGAAGGCGAAUAUGAUCACUUGCAGUCUUUGCUGUCAGACUUUGACGUUCUGAACCUGUCCAGUCUGCAGCAACACUCCGUCCGUAAGCGAGAUGUGCAGAGCCACACACACGCAGAGAGACUUCUCACUUUCACGGCUUUACACAGGCAUUUCAGGCUCUACCUGACCACCAACACUGAAUUGUUCACUGAAGACUUCAGUGCUGUGGUGGUAGAGAAAGACGGCACUUACCAGAACUUUGAGGUCCACAGACAGAACUUCUUCACGGGCCAUGUCAUCGGGGAGGAAAACUCACGCGUACAGGCACAUAUAGAUGACAGUGACUUCACUGCUCACAUUCUGACAGAUGAGGCUGAGUAUAACAUAGAGCCUCUGUGGAGGAUCACCCAAGGGUCGUCGGAUGGCCGAUUGCUGGUGUAUCGCUCAGAGGACAUCCGGAACGUGAGCCGCCUCUCCGCACCUAAAGUGUGUGGCUACAUCACAGCUGAGGCCAGUCAGCUCCUGCCUGAGAAUGUGCACGCAGCCACCGCAACAGAGGAACAAGUAGAAGGUGAAGAGCACCUGAGAGUGAGGAGGCAGGCAGUGGAUCACAGGAAGAACACAUGUCCUCUGUUGCUGGUGGCAGAUUAUCGUUUCUUCAGACACAUGGGCCGCAAGGAGGAGAGUACUACCAUCAACUACCUGAUUGAGCUGAUUGACCGGGUGGACGACAUCUACAGAAACACAUCUUGGGAUGAAGAGUUUAAGGGCUAUGGUGUUCAGAUCCAGCAGAUUAUGAUCAACAAAUCCCCUACAAAAGUGGAACAAGGACAAACCCACUACAACAUGAAGGGGAGUCCAGUGAAGAACAAAGAUGUGUGGGAUGUGAAAAGACUUCUGGAGCAAUUCAGCAUGGACAUUGCAGAGAAUGCCUCCAAGGUGUGUUUGGCUCACUUGUUCACCUAUCAGGACUUUGAUGAGGGCACACUAGGCCUUGCCUAUGUCGCCCCUGCCAAGGAAGAGGGUCCUGGAGGAGUCUGUUCCAAAGAGUCUCCUCAGUCAGGAAUUGACCAACGUACCAUAUACUUGAACACAGGCUUAACCAGCACUAAGAACUAUGGGAAGACUAUUCUGACUAAAGAAGCCGAUUUAGUGACGACCCAUGAGCUCGGGCACAACUUCGGGGCUGUUCAUGACAGGGAUGACGUGCCGUACUGCGCCCCUAGUGAGGACCACGGGGGCAAAUACGUCAUGUACCCCAUUGCUGUGAGCGGUGAAAAUUCCAAUAACAGGCUAUUUUCCAACUGCAGUAAGAUGUCUAUUGUGAAAAGCCUGAGGCACAAGGGCCCUUCAUGUUUUAAAGAGAGAAACAGUAAGGUGUGUGGGAACUCACGGGUGGAGGAGGGAGAGGAAUGUGACCCCGGCCUGGUCCACCUCCACACUGACCUCUGCUGUACAUUCGACUGCAAGCUACAACCUUCAAAGCAGUGCAGUGAUAGAAACAGCGCCUGCUGCAAGAACUGUAUGUAUGAGAAGGUCGGAAAGCCGUGCCAGGAGCCCAUCAAUGCUACCUGUAAGGGCAUGUCCUACUGCACAGGUAACAGCAGUGAAUGUCCUCCUCCAGAGAACCUGCUUGAUAACACCACUUGUGUGGACAGUGGGCAGUGUCUGAACGGGGAGUGUAUACCAUUCUGUGAGGCUGUCCUCAACCUGCAUUCGUGUGCCUGCAAUGAGACAGAACGCUCGUGUAUGGUUUGCUGUCGCAGUGAGAGUGGUGCAUGCUCUCCAUACCGGGAUGAGAAAGGUAACUUCCUGUACCUGAGAAAGGGCAAACCCUGCACUGUGGGCUUCUGUGAUGGAAAGGGAAAAUGCAUGAAGCAGGUGCAGGAUGUCAUUGAAAGGUUGUGGGAUUUUAUUGACAAGCUGAACAUCAACACAUUUGGGAAAUUCUUGGCUGAUAACAUUGUGGGAUCUGUGGUGGUCUUUUCCCUGCUCUUCUGGAUCCCUCUCAGUAUUCUUGUUCACUGUGUGGACAAGAAGCUCGACCAGCAGUAUGAACUGAACACAAGAUCACUCAUUUACCCCAGCAAUGCAGAAUUGCUGAGCAGUCUCGAUUCAGCCUCAGUGCGCAUCUUCAAGCCUCACACUUCCUCGGCUCUCUCUGCCGUCCCACGCUUCCAGAGCAGCACCCCUCCCGCCCCUCUGACUGCAAGCAGCUUAACGUCUCCAGCCUCAGGCUUUUUGGCUAGCACAGAGCCUCCACGCAUGGACACCAUCCAGGAAGACCCCAGUUACGACUCACGCAUGGACGAGCAGGUCCUAGAGGAUGACUUCACCACCACUCGCACCAGUGCAGCUCGAUCCUUUGCAGACCUGACUGAUGCUGCAGAGAACAAUCUGGAGAGAUCGUUCAAGAUGAAGACACACGGGCACAGCAUCAGGAAGGAGACAGAGUGCUGAGUGAGAGUGAGAGUGUAUGUGUGUGUGUGUGUGUGUGCAAAAAAAAGUUUUUUAUAGCAAAAAAGUGUGUGAAAAGGAGUAAGAGUGACUGCAUGAACUCCAUAUGAGAAGCAGAAUAAGCAAAGCUUGCAUAAGUGAAGAGUGGGCUGGAGCUUAUGCAACUCUGUAUUCAGAGGCUGUAUGGUUUUGGAGCACUUCAAUUCCCUGUAGGGUGAACAAAGUGUGUUGCUUAUGUUUACAUAAUGCUCAAUUUAGCACUGAAGCUGCAGCGACUACAGGGUGAACAUUUAGCUAAAGACUUAUAGUGACUUUGCUUUCAAAGGUACAUUUUGUCCCAUUUUACUUUUCAACAUUUUAUAUUAACAAAUAUAUGUAAAAAUAUAUGUAAAAAGAUUUUGGCUAUUUUUGAAUUUAUUACUGCAGCAUUAAAUAUUAUGUAAAAGGGAAUUUUUAAAAGGCUUUUCACACUCACUGGCCACUUAUUAGUAAAAACCUCUACAUCUGCUCAUUAUGUAAAAUCGAAUAAAAUCACACAAAUACAGGUCAAGUGCUUCAGAGAUUAAAUUUUCCAUCAGACAUCAAAUUGGGGAAAUUGUGAUCUCGGUGACUUUGACUGUGCUGUGGUUGUAACAGAUUGGAAACAGGUUGGUUUGAGUAUCUCAGGAGCUGCUGAUCUACUGGGAUUUCCAUGCACAUCUCUAGUGUUUAAACAGAAUGCUGCAAAAUUCAAAAACAUCCAGCGAGGAGCUGGUCUGCUGGCAGAAAAGCUUUGUUAAUCGGAGACUUUAGAGCAGAAUGGCCAGACUGGUUUGAGCUAACAGGAAGGCUACUUGUUUCUUCUAGUGUUCAGUUACAGUGAGUGUGUUCCCACUGUUGUGUCAGAUUCUUUCUCUCUGCCGACAGGAGUGAAGCCCGAUGUGGUCUUCUUCUCCUCAUCCACAUCAAGCUUUGACCUGUGGUGUAUUCUGAAAUGCUUUUCUGCACACUACAGUUGUAAAGAGUGAUUAUUUGAGUCACCAUUCCUGUCAUCUGGCUGUACUCAUUUCACCCACAGAACCUACUAGAGGUUUUUUCACCCCAUCUGUGCUAAUUCUAAAGAACGUAAUAAGUGAAAAGCGGUUUCUGAAAUAUUCAUACAAUACCUGACACUAACAACCAUACCAUGAACAGAGUAACAUUUCUGGUGUUUGAUGAUAACAAUAACCGAAGCUCUUAACUGUAUUCCCCUUCAUUGUGUGAUGGGUUUAUUGGAUAACUGCAUGAAUGUGCAGAGGUACAUGUGCUUUUUUUUAUUAUUAAAGUGCAUGUUGAGUGUAUAAAUAUUUAUAAUACAAAUAUUACAAAUGAUACCAAAGACUUUUCAGCUUUUUUGUGUCCCCACUACCCACACUGGACUGUACCACAUCUAUUCUUUAGUAUUAACAUCUACGCUUUAAUGUUGAAAAGGGAAGGUGGGAAAUAAUCAUUUGUUUACAUGCCUGUUUAGCUGUGAAUUUCCAGACAGGUUUCCUAUAUUUUAGAAAGAUGUGCACUGUAAAUUAUGUGUCUACUCACCUAAAAUGAGUAGGUAAAGAUGUUUAGAGCUGUAGGGCUUACUUGACGAUGAGGAAUUUCUUCACAGUGGAGAUGAUUGGACGAGUUGUUAGAAAUGUCUUUAAGAUUAUAUCACAGGUCCUGUUCUCUUUACCCACUGAUACUAUACUGUAUAUUUUAUAUACCUGUGUAUGUAAGUUUGCUUGUAUAAUAUUGUGCAUCUUUGUGUUGUACUGUUACAUUUCAGCUUUCCAGGACAGUGAUAUAUGAUAUACUGGCAAUGAGUGUACAGUGGGAUUAUGGAUAGCAUCAGGCUCAGCUCAGACCAGUAUCUGAUUACUGUGCAGCGUUGGUGCAUAGGAAAACACUCGGCUGUGUAAUUACAUCAUGUUUGCUGAGUAAACAAUGUAAAAGCAGGUGUAACAGUUAAUUUUCACAGUAUCAGUAAUCUCACAGGUAUUUAGUGAUCUAUUUUCACCAUUACUUUCAUUUCGAUUGUCAUCAUCACUAGUUUAUGUGCUCAUCAUGUCCUUGUUGCCCGUGUGUUGGUGCUUCAUGCAUUAUUUCUACAGUAAGCACAUAAAUGUUUGAAAAUAUCAUUAUUAACAAAUACUAAGAUUAAAAACAUUAUAAUUUGCCAUACAUAACACAAAGGGGUUGCAAUCUCCAAAUUCACAGCGAUUUUAAACAGAUUCCAGAUUUAAACAUGAGCAUGAUAGAUCUCAUUUCUAUCCAUCAGGAAACAAACAGGCUUAAUGUAUUCAUGGAUUUUCAUUUUCAGGGUAAAUGUUUGGUACUGGUAACAUGUAAUAUAUAUAUAUAUAUAAAAAUAAAUAAUUUUAAUAUAAAAUAUUUUGUGCACUUCAAGUAUUAUGCAAAAUCCUACAGUGGAAAUAUCCAAUGUCUUUAUGUACAUAGCAGAUUUCUUAUAUACUUAUAUUUGCCAUUUACUUAAAUAUAUUUGUUUAAAUUCACUGCUGCUUUUCAUUCUUGUUUUUUUUUUUAACGUGUAUGUUUUCACUGUUCCUAUAUCCUGAUUACUUGACUUGGGGAAAUUUGGGUGACUUUUCUGUGAGUGAAAUGAUUCGAAUGUUCAGUAAACAGCUGCACAACUGAAGUGAACAGGAGUAUUAAAACUUUGUCAAGUGUCUGUCAACUUUCUCUGUGAAGAGUGUCGUUUCAUACAAUAAACUUAUUUACCCUUA
Messenger RNA from Tachysurus vachellii, 5465 nucleotides. RefSeq names its product ADAM metallopeptidase domain 17b (gene adam17b). The coding region runs from base 223 to 2727 and encodes 834 amino acids. Gene Ontology annotation, biological process: membrane protein ectodomain proteolysis; Notch signaling pathway. Gene Ontology annotation, cellular component: plasma membrane. Lineage: Eukaryota; Metazoa; Chordata; Actinopteri; Siluriformes; Bagridae. The record is from RefSeq and is a predicted model, not a curated record. The transcript is spliced from 19 exons. Gene Ontology annotation, molecular function: metalloendopeptidase activity.